Monoraphidium neglectum is the source of this 960-nucleotide messenger RNA. Its product is annotated as hydroxymethylbilane synthase. Gene Ontology annotation, molecular function: hydroxymethylbilane synthase activity. The transcript is spliced from 6 exons. Gene Ontology annotation, cellular component: cytoplasm. The coding region runs from base 1 to 960 and encodes 319 amino acids. The record is from RefSeq and is a predicted model, not a curated record. NCBI's taxonomy places the organism in Eukaryota, Viridiplantae, Chlorophyta, Chlorophyceae, Sphaeropleales, Selenastraceae. Gene Ontology annotation, biological process: heme biosynthetic process.
AUGCAGCAGUGCCUGAAGCGUUCGGCUGGCUGCUCGGUCAUGCAGAGGAGCGCCACGAGGCCCGUCGUGGUGGUGCGCCGCGGCAUGCGUGUCGUGUGCCAGGCGGCGACUGCCACCAAGACGGUCAAGAUCGGCACCCGCGGCAGCCCCCUGGCCCUCGCCCAGGCCUACAUGACGCGCGACCUGCUCAAGGCCAACUUUGCCGAGCUGGCGGAGGAGGGUGCCCUGGAGAUUGUGAUCAUCAAGACCACCGGCGACAAGAUCCUCAACCAGCCGCUGGCGGACAUCGGCGGCAAGGGGCUGUUCACAAAGGAGAUCGACGAUGCCCUGCUUGACGGCCGCAUCGACAUCGCGGUGCACUCCAUGAAGGACGUGCCCACGUACCUCCCCGAGGGCACCAUCCUGCCCUGCAACCUGCCCCGCGAGGACGUGCGCGACGUGUUCAUCAGCCCCGUGGCCAAGGACCUGUCUGAGCUGCCAGAGGGGGCCAUCGUGGGCAGCGCCAGCCUGCGGCGCCAGGCCCAGAUCCUGGCAAAGUACCCCCACCUCAAGGUGGUGAACUUCCGCGGCAACGUGCAGACGCGGCUCCGCAAGCUGCAGGAGGGCGAGUGCUCCGCCACCCUGCUGGCGCUGGCGGGCCUCAAGCGCCUGGACAUGACUCAGCACAUUACUAAGAUCCUGGAUAACGAGGAGAUGCUGCCCGCUGUGUCGCAGGGUGCCAUCGGCAUCGCGUGCCGCACCGACGACGGCGCCGCGGCGCGCUACCUGGCGGGGCUCAACCACGAGGAGACGCGCGUGGCCGUCGUCACGGAGCGCGCCUUCCUCACAGCCCUGGACGGCUCCUGCAGGUGCGCGGCAGCUUCCACUCCUCAGCCCCGCCCCCGCCCCGCCGGUCCCCUGCCCACAUGUCGCGCGGCGCGGGCGCCGAGCGCCUCGCCUGCGCUUGGGGCGACCGCGUGA